This is a messenger RNA of Manihot esculenta (cassava), 1413 nucleotides long. Its product is annotated as 2-alkenal reductase (NADP(+)-dependent). The transcript has 5 exons. NCBI's taxonomy places the organism in Eukaryota, Viridiplantae, Streptophyta, Magnoliopsida, Malpighiales, Euphorbiaceae. The record is from RefSeq and is a predicted model, not a curated record. The coding region runs from base 200 to 1249 and encodes 349 amino acids. Gene Ontology annotation, molecular function: 2-alkenal reductase [NAD(P)H] activity.
GUCUCGUCUCUUUCAAACACCUCCAAGUAGGGAUAUGCUUGACAACUUCACACCAAGAAGAGAAGACAAAAGGCUCUCGAGAGAAUCAAGGCUAUGCGAAGAAAAUGAUGAAAAUACAGAGUAUAAAUCUGCAAGUCUUCUCUGUUAAAAUUUCUCUAAGUUCAUUCUGUAGCAGAGGGAAAACGAUAAGAAAGAAACAAUGGCAAAUGGAGGUGAUGAAGUGGUGAGCAAUAAGCAGGUGAUAUUGAAGGAGUACGUGAGUGGUUCACCUAAAGAAUCGAACCUGCAAGUGAGAAUUAGUAGCAUAAACCUUAAGAUCCCACAAGGUUGUAACGGAAUUCUUGUCAAGAAUCUUUACUUGUCUUGCGAUCCUUACAUGAUUACCCGCAUGAAAAACCUUCAACUCAAACAAGACUACGUUCAUUCCUUCCUGCUUGGUUCGCCUAUAAGUGGAUAUGGAGUUGCUAAAGUUAUAGAAUCUGAGCAUCCAAAUUUCAAGAAAGGAGACUUGAUAUGGGGAAUGACUGGUUGGGAAGAAUACAGUUUCAUUACAGCAACUGAGACUUUCUUCAAAAUUCAAGACAAAGAUGUGCCACUUUCCUAUUACACUGGGAUUCUAGGUAUGCCUGGUGUUUCUGCUUAUGCAGGGUUUUAUGAGAUUUGCUCUCCAAAGAAAGGGGAGUAUGUCUUUGUUUCAGCAGCUUCUGGUGCAGUAGGUCAGCUUGUUGGUCAAUUUGCAAAGCUUUCAGGUUGCUAUGUUGUUGGAAGUGCUGGAAGUAAAGAGAAAGUUGAUUUGUUGAAAAAUAAGCUUGGAUUCGAUGAAGCUUUCAAUUACAAAGAAGAGCAGGACCUAAAUGCAGCUUUACAAAGGUACUUUCCGGAAGGCAUUGAUAUUUACUUUGAAAACGUUGGUGGAAAGAUGCUUGACGCAGUGCUACUCAACAUGAGACUCCGAGGACGCAUUGCUGUGUGUGGUAUGAUCUCACAGUACAACCUAGACCAACCUGAAGGAGUGCAUUACUUAUCAAAUAUUAUUCUGAAACGCAUCAGAAUGGAAGGAUUUAUGGUUUUUGAUCACUAUCACCUCUACCCAAAAUACUUGGAAAUGAUCCUGCCUAGAAUUCGCCAAGGGAAGAUUGUAUAUGUGGAAGACAAAGAUGAAGGGCUAGAAAGUGGGCCAGCAGCCUUGAUUGGGCUCUUUGCUGGUUGUAAUCAAGGAAAGAAGGUGGUUGUGGUUGCCCAUGAAUGAAUCUGUCGUCCAACACAAGUUUUAAGUCACUUGAAAUAUCGUGUGAUCUUAUUGCCACUUCACACUUGAAUUGUGCUUUGUUAUAGUCAAUUAAUUGUGUUGUCUCAUUGUCGAUGUAAAAUGGAUAUUCUCCUUUGUUGAUUGAAAUCAUGAAUCUUCUAUUA